UCGCUCGCUCGCCCCCUCGCCCUCUGCCCCUGCGGACCCACAGCACCCUCCUCCGCGGUUCCGGUCACGGUUAACAACUGGCCGCCCCUACCGCGGGCUUCCACGCUUUAAAGCCUGCCUCCCCCAACCCAGGUUAACUUGGUUGUCCAGAGCCCAGCCUGUCGACACCCCGCGCCGCUUACAUCCCGAGAUGAGCUCAACUCACCGAGCGCACAGCGAGAGAACCGCGCGAAAAAAUGGAAAGGAAACCAAAGAGCCGCUGGGCCCGCUGCCCUCUGGGAAAUGUUGGAGCCGGCCUGUCCGUGGCCGCGGUGGCUUGUGGGGAAAGCAGCCCGAAUCCCAGAAGCCUCACGGAAGCGCUAGGUCGCCCCCGGACCGCCCAGCGCGGGCCCCGUGGGGAGAUUGUCUGAGGAGUGCGCCACCCGAGGGCUGGUAACGCCCGCAGGGAAACAGAAGACGGCGCGGUCAGGCUAGAAGGCAGGCAAGGGCACUCCGGAGCUGGCGGCCGUCGGCAGCCGCGGGCCUGAGGGUGCAGAGCCGCAAGGUAGGCUCCGUAGAGCGGCCCCAGGGCCAUGCGGGGACUCCGUGCGGUGUCCCCUAAGUAGCGGCAGCCUGGUGGUCACACACGGGAAAGAACCUCUAGGUACUACUCUUCAUGUGUACCAGCUGCAUUUAAUAGUGGUUUCCUGUCCAUGCAAACAGUGGUGAUAUGGAGAAGAAAGGACUCAUGAAGCAACAUGGGCAAUGGGGAAUCAGCAUUGUUAGUAGGGAUCAAUAGGGGAAAAGCAAAUACUACCAGGAUUCAAUGGAGGGGUCACAGAUACUGUGUUACUGGGAAAUGGGCAUCUAUAGACUUUUUGCUGAUUAUUAAUGGAGGUCCUACAGGAAGAGUGAUAAUGAAGAUUCCAAAAUGCAGACAAGAUAAGCUGAGUGUAUCUAUGAAACAACACAAUAGAGAACACAUUGUUUUGACGUUACACAUGUGACAUUUAUGAAAACCGACCAAGAACUAGACGUAAAGCAAACUUUAAACUCGAGCAUUACCCAGAGGCAUUAUUUGAAAUCGACAACACACUUCUAAUAACUCAUGGAUGAGAGAAAAAAAAAAAUUAAAAGCCAGUACUUUUUGACUGGAACAAUAAAAUGCUACACACCAAAAUUUAUGAAUGUUAGAAAGCAAGCUUAUCAUAGAUCCCAUCGAACCCAGCUCACUGACCACUGACUCCCAUCACUGAGUCCACACAAACCCCACACUCAUCUCAAAGAUCCCCAUCACUGACCCAAGAGACUCCAAUCACAGCAACGGACGCCACAAUCUUCACCACUGAGCCCAGAAACCGCCAUCACUCACUCUACAGACAACACUCCCAUCACCGACCCCACAGAAUCCCUAAUCACGACCAACCCAAAUCACCUCAGAGACCUCUUGCAAUUGAUACGGGGAGAAACUCCUGACACCAGCAGAGAAAAAGCCUUCGUGGAGGACCACUUCCGCUUCCGGUCUGCCCUCUAACUCCUCCCCUCAAGAACUGUUGGUAGUGCGCAUGCUCUGAGUUACCUUGGAAGCUACGUGUGCCAACAAUCAACAUGGCGCAGUUCCCAUAAGAGACGCUGUCUGGCCGAAAACAUGGCCUCGCCCAGUGGUGCCUCUGAGCGUGAGCCGCCAUCUUUGAGGCGUCUCCAUUCCGUACAGCGGAGGAUUAGGCCACCCGCGGGUUUUCACAGCGCGAGGUCGUGAUUGCCACUUGAGGCCCUGGUCGAGGUGUGCUUCUGAGAGGGAGAAGAUAUUGGCGGUGAAGUCCGGUGCUUUGUGUUAUAUUUAGAAAAGCUAAUUUGCCUCUAGGGAUACGGCAUACAGCUGAGAGCAAUGAUCUGGGAUGAAGGGAGCCAGGGAGGAAAAAUCACCAAGGAAGGAGGACGAACGUCUUGUCUGUUACGGCUGAAUCUUGGGAGGAGUCAUGGGGAGAAAUCUGGACAGUCCAAUCUACUUUUUUGGACAAACUGCUGAGGGAGAAUGUGAAGAGAGGUCAGAUGGGAGCCCCGUCCUGGACCAAACCUCCAGUCCACUGCAAGAAGGGUUUUUUUUAGCUUUUUAUGGGAGAAACCACCUGGGAAAAUAAGGUACAAAUCAAGGUGGUCCAGUCUUCUGAGAGACACCGCCAGGGCAAGACGGCACCUUCUGAGGAGCUGGUGGAGGGAAGUGGAGCCUUGAAUCCCCAUUAAUCUCCAUUAGCAGGCAACAAUUAUAAAAAUAAUAAUGGUUUUUAACGUGGUCAACGUGUGACAAAAAGCACCUAAGGAUCCCAUUUGCUGCUUUGUGAGAAUUGAAGCAAGAUCAUUUGGCAAGUCUGCAGUGGCCCACAUUGCCUACUGCCACCUCUAUCUCCACUGUGCACAGGAAACAUGAGGCUCCCGGGGACUGGCAGGGCCCAUGGAGGAAGCUUAUCUCCAGGGAGUGUGGGAUGUCUCCUGUGGGAACCUGACUCGGAGACUGCUCUUGGAUCUAGAAGACCCUCUGCAGCGAUCUGGAGAAGGGAGCAGGGAUAUCGGCUGGCUCAGCUUAGGUUUAUACGCCAGCAGGAAAUCGAAGCGCCAGGCGCCAUCUUGUCUGGGCCGACCUGCUUCCUGACUACAUUUCCCAGAGGCCCCCGGGGGAGCAGGGCCGUUCCUUCACUCGCCUGCUUGAGUCUCGGCCUCCCGGCAAGGGGAAUUGCAAGCUCACUUCUUUUUAUCCUGAAUGACAUUCUGUUUUCUGGAUGUACCCCAGUUUAUUUAACCACAAACCUACUAAAGGUUCCAAGUCUGGGAAUUAGGAAUAAAGCUGCUGUGCAAGUCUUGGUGUGGACAUAAUUUUUCAGCUCCUUUGGGAAAACAGCCCCAAGGAGGACUGAUCAUUUCCUGCAAUACUGAAAGCCAUGGCCCAGGGAUCAGUGAUGUUCAGUGAUGUGUCUAUAGACUUCUCACAGGAGGAGUGGGAGUGCCUGGACCCUGGUCAGAGAGACUUGUACAGAGAUGUGAUGUUGGAGAACUAUAGCAAUCUGCUGUCAAUGGGACUUUACAUUCCUAAGCCUCAAGUUAUCUCCUUACUGGAACAAGGAAAAGAGCCCUGGAUGGUUGGCAGAGAGCUGACAAGAGGCCUGUGUUCAGAUCUGGAAUCAAUGUGUGAAACCAAGUUACUAUCUCUGAAGAAGGAAGUUUAUGAAAUAGAAUCAUGCCAGAGGGAGAUAAUGGGACUUACAAAGCAUGGCCUUGAGUACUCCAGUUUUAGAGACAUUUUGGAAUAUAGAAACCACUUUGAAAAACAACUGGGAUAUCAAAGUGGGCAUUUCAACCAAGAAAUAUUCUCUCAUGAAUACAUGCCCACAUUUAUUCAACAGACAUUCUUUACUUUGCAUCAGAUAAUUAACAAUGAAGAGAAACCCUAUGAAUGUAAGAAAUGUGGAAAGGUCUUUAGUCAGAAUGCACAAUUUAUUCAACAUCAGAGAAUUCAUAUUGGUGAAAAAUCUUAUGAAUGUAAGGAGUGUGGGAAAUUCUUUAGUUGUGGCUCCCAUGUUACUCGACAUCUGAAAAUUCACACUGGUGAAAAACCCUUUGAAUGUAAGGAAUGUGGCAAAGCCUUCAGUUGUAGCUCAUACCUUUCUCAACAUCAGAGAAUUCACACUGGUAAGAAACCCUAUGAAUGUAAGGAAUGUGGGAAAGCCUUUAGUUAUUGCUCAAAUCUUAUUGACCAUCAGAGAAUUCACACUGGUGAAAAACCUUACGAAUGUAAAGUAUGUGGAAAAGCCUUUACUAAGAGCUCACAACUUUUUCAACAUGUGAGAAUUCAUACAGGUGAGAAACCCUAUGAAUGUAAAGAAUGUGGCAAAGCUUUUACUCAGAGCUCAAAGCUUGUUCAGCAUCAGAGAAUUCAUACUGGUGAAAAACCCUAUGAGUGCAAGGAAUGUGGCAAAGCUUUUAGUAGUGGCUCAGCACUUACUAAUCAUCAAAGAAUUCACACUGGGGAGAAGCCCUAUGAUUGUAAGGAAUGUGGGAAAGCUUUUACUCAGAGCUCACAACUUCGUCAACAUCAGAGAAUCCAUGCUGGUGAGAAACCCUUUGAAUGUCUUGAAUGUGGGAAGGCCUUUACCCAGAACUCACAACUUUUUCAACAUCAGAGAAUUCAUACAGAUGAAAAACCAUAUGAAUGUAAUGAAUGUGGAAAGGCCUUUAAUAAAUGCUCAAACCUUACACGACAUCUGAGAAUUCAUACUGGUGAGAAACCGUAUAACUGUAAGGAAUGUGGGAAGGCAUUUAGUAGUGGCUCAGAUCUCAUUCGUCAUCAGGGAAUUCAUACUGAUGAAUAAUAAAAGUUACUUUUGUCACCUUUAAACAAAAAAAAUAAUUCGUUUGAUAGUUACUCUUUCACUAUUUUUUCUUUUUAAAUUUUAUUUUACAUUUCUUUUUAAUUCAAAUGUAUUUCACUCUAAGUUAUGAAUUAAGAUUCUAAGUUGACAUUUGCCCACCCCCUGUUCCCCAGUCUUGGGCCGUUGUUCAAUAAUUCUUUUCUUCCCCAUUUGUUUGUUUUACCUUUUUGGUGAGACAUUAUAUUAUUGUUUAUAUUUGCUUGUAUUUUUCUUCUCUGAUCUAUAUAUUUGUGCUUACAUCAAUAUUGCACUGUUUAAAAUUGUGUAACCUUGUAUUUUUUUAAUUGUAGAAUUAUAACCUUGUUUUUGAAGUCAGUAAUAAUUUUUUGUUUCAUUUCACAAAUUUGUGUUUUCAGAAAAUCAGGAAACCAGAAACUAAAAAGCCAAGAUUAUCAGUAAUCAUAGCAACUAUCAAUGAUUACUCUUAAGUUAGUAGAGCAAAUCCUACCAGACUUUGUUUUCAAAGUCAUAGUAUGCAUGUUAUUCCUUUGCCUGUUUUGAUCAUGCCAAAAUAUAUGGUUGCCAUUUCAGUAAAUACAGAUUUUUUAAAAUGACUUCUAUAUACUUAAUGGCUUUUUAAAAUGACUUUAUUACUUGUGUUUUGUUUGCAUCUAAGCAUUUGCAGUUAUUAAAUCUGCCCUGAUUACUAUGACCCAAAAUUUAUGUUUGGAUGUUUGUUUGUGUCUUUUAAAAGAUCUAUUUUAAUUGCUGAAACUAUGCACCUUUUCUCUCUGUAAACUGUUUUGUUCAUUUUCAUCCACCUCAGUCUCCUACUAAAUAGGUAAUUAACUGCUGUUAUCCAAGUGUUGUUUAUCUUUCCAGUUUUGUUUGUUUUGUUUUUACUUUUUACUUAUAUAUGUUAGUGGCAUUUUUAUUUCCUAUGUAUUAUUAAAGAUAAUCAUGCUGUAUGUAUUGGUUUGUUGUGAGGAUUCAAUGAAUUAAUAAAUGUAAAGUGCUUAGAACUA
Molecule: messenger RNA, 5368 nt
Organism: Canis lupus familiaris (dog)
Lineage: Eukaryota; Metazoa; Chordata; Mammalia; Carnivora; Canidae
Gene: ZNF383
Product: zinc finger protein 383
Exons: 10
Coding region: 2916-4343 (475 amino acids)
Biological process (GO): regulation of DNA-templated transcription
Source: RefSeq, a predicted model, not a curated record